AUGGGGCCUGAGAACCAGAGCCAUGUGUCCGAGUUCCUCCUUCUGGGGCUCCCCGUCCUGCCAGGGCAGCAGGGCACGUUCUUCGCCCUGUUCCUGGGCAUGUACCUGACCACGGUGCUGGGCAACCUGCUCAUCCUCCUGCUCAUCAGGCUGGAUUCCCGCCUGCACACACCCAUGUACUUCUUCCUCAGCCACUUGGCUUUCUCUGACAUUUCUCUGUCAUCUGUCACUGUUCCAAACAUGCUCAUGAACAUGCAGACUCGGCAACAAUCCAUCCCCUACAUGGGAUGCAUUUCUCAGCUCUAUUUUUUCAUAUUAUUUGCUAGUCUUGACAAUUUCCUUCUGGCUGUGAUGGCAUAUGACAGGUACGUGGCCAUCUGUCACCCCCUUCGCUAUACCACCAUCAUGAGGGAUGAGCUGUGUGUACUGUUGGUGGCUGCCUCCUGGAUUAUUGCCUGUGCUCAUGCACUGGUGCACACUCUCCUCUUGAAGAGCUGCAUGGGGCCUGAGAACCAGAGCCAUGUGUCCGAGUUCCUCCUCCUGGGGCUCCCCGUCCCGCCAGGGCAGCAGGGCGCGUUCUUCGCCCUGUUCCUGGGCAUGUACCUGACCACGGUGCUGGGUAACCUCCUCAUCAUCCUGCUCAUCAGGCUGGACUCCCGCCUGCACACGCCCAUGUACUUCUUCCUCAGCCACUUGGCUUUCUCUGACAUUUCUCUGUCAUCUGUCACUGUCCCGAAGAUGCUUACAGACAUGCAGACGCAGCAACAAUCCAUCCCCUAUGAGGGAUGCAUUUCUCAGCUCUAUUUUUUCAUACUUUUUGGGAGUCUUGACAAUUUCCUUCUGGCUGUGAUGGCAUAUGACAGGUAUGUGGCCAUCUGUCACCCUCUAACCUACACCACCAUCAUGAAGGAGGAGCUGUGUGUGCUCUUGGUGGCUGCCUCCUGGAUUAUUGCCUGUGUUCAUGCACUGGUGCACACCCUCCUUGUGGUCCGACUGUCCUUUUGUGCUGACAAUGCUGUCGCCCACUUCUUCUGUGAAUUCACUGUGCUCACGAAGCUGAGCUGCUCAGACAUCUCCCUCAAUGAGCUGGUCAUCUUCACCGAGGGAGGAAUACUUUUAUUCUUGCCUUUGGCUACUAUUUUGGGCUCAUACAUCCGUAUAGGGAUGAUCAUCGUGAGGGCACCCUCCACUAAGAGACUCUUGAAAGUCUUCUCUACCUUUGGCUCCCAUCUCCUCGUGGUGUCUUUAUACUACGGGACACUUGCAGGUGUUUACUUUUUGUCCUCAUCGUGGGAUUCCAAAGACAUAAUUGCUUCAGUCAUGUACACGGUAGUUACCCCCAUGCUGAACCCCUUCAUCUACAGCCUGAGGAACAGGGAUAUAAAGCAGGCCUUAGAAACGUCUGUCACCAGGGUUAACCUCUUUAAGUGGCAAUCACUAAAUCCUCUUAAUGUAGUCCGGAGCAGAGUGAGGUAUAGCUCCUAA
Molecule: messenger RNA, 1485 nt
Organism: Pteronotus mesoamericanus
Lineage: Eukaryota; Metazoa; Chordata; Mammalia; Chiroptera; Mormoopidae
Product: olfactory receptor 1J4-like
Exons: 2
Coding region: 1-1485 (494 amino acids)
Biological process (GO): G protein-coupled receptor signaling pathway
Cellular component (GO): plasma membrane
Molecular function (GO): G protein-coupled receptor activity; olfactory receptor activity
Source: RefSeq, a predicted model, not a curated record